Molecule: messenger RNA, 570 nt
Organism: Perkinsus marinus ATCC 50983
Lineage: Eukaryota; Perkinsozoa; Perkinsida; Perkinsidae
Exons: 3
Source: RefSeq, a predicted model, not a curated record
AUAGUGGAGGAGCCAUCACAACUGGUCGGGCAACCACUGUCCUUUCGUUUGGUGGUCAAGCAGGCAUCCUGUCUCACUCCAAAAGAGCUGGCGAACAACGUAACGGUCCGCUAUAGGUGGCAGUUGGAUGAUGAGGAUACCAUUAUUCGGAUGAAGGGUUCGGCUGAGGACGUCUUCGUCUUUGAUUAUGAAAGAGAUAUCCAUCUCACACCUUGUUUAACGCGAGGGAUGUUAUCUAUCCUUCAGGAGGAAGCAAUUGCUCUUGAGGUGUAUGGAGAAUCGGCAGCAGCAGUUGAGGCUGGGAGGUUGAGGGAGGAGGAGAGGCGAGAGAGGAAUGAGAGAGCAGUCAGAUGGGCCACAGAGCAAGGUCCAGCGACAACUCGAUCCAUCGAUUAUGCGCAGCAGUUGCCUGGCGAGCCGAUGCGGCAGGAGAGUGGAUGGGUUAUGCAGAAGUCUCCAUCGGCUGCAGAGGACAUGCCUACAACUUCAGAAGUUGAUGCUGCGUCAUCGUCCAUGAAGCCAGCUGAGUUCAAGACGUCGAUGAUGUCUCGGUGUUGCCAUGUACAAUGA